GAAACGCACAAUCCCUCGGGCCGGGCCCUGCCUGCCGUCGUCUGGGACUUCUACCAGAAUGGCUGCUCCCUGCGGCUCCUCUGCCCACAGGCUUUCUCCCCCACCGUCUGGCACUUCCUCUCCAUCCUGCAGGAGCAGUUUGGCAGCAUGGUGGGAGCCAACACAUACCUCACGCCACCAGGGACACAGGGCUUCGCCCCCCACUACGAUGACAUCGAGGCCUUUGUGCUGCAGCUGGAGGGGAAGAAGCACUGGCGCGUCUACAGCCCCCGGACGGAUGCCGAGGUGCUGCCCCAGUUCUCCAGUCCAAACCUAACGCAGGCUGAGCUCGGUGAGCCUGUGCUGGAGACGGUGCUUGAGGCCGGGGACCUGCUGUACUUCCCCCGUGGCUUUAUCCACCAGGGCGACUGUCUCCCUGAUGCACACUCGUUCCACAUCACUGUGUCUUCCUACCAGAGGAAUUCCUGGGGGGACCUUCUGGAGAAGCUCCUCCCAGCUGCCCUGCAGAUGGCCCUGGAGGAGGAUGUGGAGUACCGGCGAGGGCUUCCCAUGGACUACCUGGGGUACAUGGGGGUUGCCAACUCAGAUGCAGUUGAUGCUCGGCGAACAGCCUUUGUGGAGAAGGUGCAGAGCCUGAUAAAGAGACUUAUUGACUAUGCACCCAUUGAUGCUGCUGUGGAUCAGAUGGCCAGGUCAUUUCUUCAUGACUGUCUGCCCCCUGUGCUUACACAGAGUGAAAAGGCGCAAAGUAUCUAUGGCUUCCCAGCCCGGUGGCAAGAUGGAGGCCCUCACAAUGUUGAUAUACAGAUAACAAAAGACACCGAAAUACGCCUCCUCCGCCAUGGCAUUGUUAGAUUAUGUAAUGAAGAAACAGGUGUGAUGCUGUAUUACACGACAGAAAACUCAAGAGUGUAUCACAAAGAAGAACCCAAGUUCUUUGAGCUAGAUCCUGAGUAUACAGACAGUAUCGAAUUUCUGCUGUCUUCCUAUCCAAAUCACAUCAGUGUGGGUAACCUUCCAUGUGAAACCUUGGAGGAGAGGAUUUCUCUAGCCACACUCCUGUUUGAGAAGGGCAUUCUGACUACGAAGAAGCCUCUGGUGCAAGUGUAACUCUUAUUUUUUAACAAAAUAAACAUACAUUUGUUUAGGAA
This is a messenger RNA of Manacus vitellinus (golden-collared manakin), 1151 nucleotides long. It is a transcript of the gene RIOX1, whose product is annotated as ribosomal oxygenase 1. The annotation marks the transcript as partial. The transcript has a single exon. Gene Ontology annotation, cellular component: nucleolus. Lineage: Eukaryota; Metazoa; Chordata; Aves; Passeriformes; Pipridae. Gene Ontology annotation, molecular function: histone H3K4 demethylase activity; histone H3K36 demethylase activity. The record is from RefSeq and is a predicted model, not a curated record.